AGUCUAGUUACGUCAAAAUUCCGCGACGGUCUGUCAGAUCCAAACAUGGCUUCGUCUAGGCUAGAAAUCAAUUUUAUCAGGUUAUUGUCUCGCUGCGAAUCUAUAGCCGCCGAAAAACGAGGUGAGACAGAAUGGCGAUUAGAAAAGUAUGUUGGUGCCCUCGAGGAUAUGUUGGUGGCUUUGAGGAAAACCCCAAGCAAACCUACACCAGAAGUGCUGACAGAUUACACAAGGAAGGUAGACUUCCUAAAGGGAAUCCUGGAUGCUGAGAAAUUGUCUUCAACAACAGAGAAAGCAUUAGCCAAUCAACUUCUUGCUCCGGGACGAACUCCCACGAUAGCCAAUGAGAGAACGCCUGCAUCAAAGACGGUUCACAUGCAGACGAAGGCCCGGUGUACAGAAGAGAUGAGGAAUGAGCUGUUGGGCACUAAUCUUUUCUCCUUAGGUAACGCGAAUCAGGAUUUGCGAAACAGAAGGGGCGUGCCUCUGGACGAGCGGCAGACGGCGACGGAGCUGGACGCGGUGCUGCAGCACCACCACCUGCUGCAGGAGAAGCUGGCCGAGGACAUGCUGCACCUGGCCCGGAACCUGAAGAACAACACCAUGGCCGCCCAGAACAUCAUCAAGCAGGACAACCAGACGCUCAGCCACUCGAUGCGGCAGGCCGACGUGAACUUUGAUAAGCUGAAGACGGAGUCGGAGCGGCUGGAGCAGCACACCAAGAAGGCCGUCAACUGGUUCCUGUGGAUCAUGCUCUUCCUCGUCUCCUUCACCUUCAUCAGCAUGAUCCUCUUCAUCCGAAUCUUCCCCCGGCUGAGAUGAGGAUAGCAAGGUCGACGUGGCGGAUGGCCAGUUUACCAUCGUAACUCCUCAGGGGGAUGGGGUCUGCUUGUUUUUGAGCAGGACAAUGACGCAGAACGAACGGCACAGUGCUGAGGGGCGGGGCUACGUCUCCGUAGGUUGCGUUCCGAACAUUUGUACAUUCAAAAUCGUUGGUCAGCAAUUGGUACUUCCAAACCUCUGUAUAACUUGUGACAAAACAGUACCUAUAUACACACAUGCAGUCUUAUCAGCCUGGCCUGCUAUAGAUUAUGUUUUUCAGCAGCAGCACCGAUGCUUCGGAAGGCAUUUGAGUGCUUUAGAAUUGUGUUAAAUCACAGCACACUAUGCCAUAAUUGCCUUAGUUGUUAAUUAAGAGAAUAUAUCCAGGUCAUUCAGUCAGCACAGGCAAGCUCCUUCACACAGCGACCACUGUUGGGCUGAAGAAGAACGCUGUGCCGACACAUUGGCUGACCGCAGCGUCUCAGUCGGUACUGCAGUCCGGACAUAAGAGGUUCAACCUUCAAUAGUCGCAUCGUCUUCUGAGACUGUUGAAGGUCUAUAGUGUGAGUAGUAUGGCCGAGAUAUCGAUGUCUUUGGGUCAGAUUUAUGACCGUAAGAGGACUCGGGUCUUAAAUAUUAUGGAGCUCUACAUGAAUUAGCUAAUGAUAGAGGCUUUGUUUUGCUAAAAGCUGUAUUGGUGAUGUUUUUAGUCUUAGUAAUGAUGGUAACCGAUUGUGAUGCUUAUUAUAGAUUAUUGGCUUAUCCUGGGGGUUACUCCCCGCCAAUCUGAAGUAUAUUAUAUAUUUAUCACUUACACAAAUUAGGAGUUUCCUGUAAAUGAAAAGCCUUCUAGCGCCCUCUGUCGUUCAACUAUCGGUCGCUGCAAUAUCUAUAUGUCGCCACAGGGUGUCAGGCAAGACUUUUGAAAAGCAACACAUAACCCCAACGAACCCUUCCACCUAUUUAAAAACGAUUCGAGGGAAGACGUUUGACUAAAUAAAGGCUGAGAGCUGUUGAACCUCGUUAAGCAUUUGGCGUGACCAUUAUUUUCAUCAGUUUGAUGAAAAACAUAUACUUCUGUUUAUGCUUUGACAAGGCUGAACUUUUAGCGUUCACCUCGGAAGCCAGUAAAGCAAAACAUACAAGUUAUGCUUGGCCUUUCGGAUGGGGGUGUAAUGCGCUCAACUCCAGCCCUUCGGUAUGUUCCGCCCGUGUUGUGAGUUUGAAUCCGAGGCCAUUCCGAGGUGUUGGUUGCCGAGCGGCCUGCCCGGGCUUGCCGCUCCGCGGUGCUGGCCCUUCCCUUCUCCCCUCCUCCUGCAAGCGCCCUACCUCACGACUCUAUGAGGCCCAGCUCGCCUGCUGUGUAUUUCGGGAUCCAUGGGGGGUAUUUCUAUCUGGCGGAAGCCAAGGUAUGUAGGCCACCAGGAGACCAAAUCAGGUUGUGUGACAGAGGUGGAGGCAUCGUUCAUAUUGUCACAGCUGCUUUUGGCACGCCACGCCACUAAAGCAGACUCAAGUCGGUUGGGCUUUUGUUUUAAAUGUCCCUAAAAACAUUCGUUUCAAAAUAGUCAUUUCGUUUUUGGUGUUGAAGUUCCUACGAAAACUGAAAUAUUUUCGAUGUUUUUGGUGCUAACAAUUUGUGGAUGCUUGCUGUUCUGUGUCAGCCCAGGGACAUUGCAUAAGUGUAGUCCAGGUGGGUUUCUUAUGAAUGGGGAGUGCAAGGCUAAUUGAUGGUGUUUCUCCCUGACCUUUGACCUGAUCAACUUGAAUGAGCCCCUGAGGUCAGUUCUCUAUUCCUAUGGAAGCUGGCUCCAAACACAGUCGUUCAUUAUUCACAAAAGCAAUGUGGAGGAGCAUAUCUUAUUUUAAUAAACAACUAAGAUAAUCAUA
Molecule: messenger RNA, 2712 nt
Organism: Gadus macrocephalus (Pacific cod)
Lineage: Eukaryota; Metazoa; Chordata; Actinopteri; Gadiformes; Gadidae
Gene: use1
Product: unconventional SNARE in the ER 1 homolog (S. cerevisiae)
Exons: 7
Coding region: 46-822 (258 amino acids)
Biological process (GO): retrograde vesicle-mediated transport, Golgi to endoplasmic reticulum
Cellular component (GO): endoplasmic reticulum; SNARE complex
Molecular function (GO): SNAP receptor activity
Source: RefSeq, a predicted model, not a curated record